GUUUAGUCUUUAGCGGAAUUUAUUAUCGCGAGCAUGUCAAGUACACGCGAACCUGUAAUGCCACAAAACUUGAGCUAUCACCGUGAUAUUAAAUAUGUUCUCAAGUUAAAUAAUUGGAUUUUAUGCACGAUCGGUAUUUUACCAUUCACAACCCGCCGCAUCGGACGACAUGUAUUUAAGAUCUUGAUCGCGUUUUAUAAUUUCAUAAUAAGCUUCACGAUAGUGCCUUGCGCUCUGCAUAUUAUCUACGAUCAAAAAGACAUCAUUAUAAGACUUAAACUGUUCGGUUUGUUAGCAUUUUGCCUUACUGCGAUGACGAAGUAUUGUAUUCUCACAAUACGUCUACCUAAAAUAUUGUACUGCAUCGAAUUUGUGAAGAGUGAUUGGUGGCAGGUGACGUUCAGAUCUGAUCGCGAACAGAUGCUGAAGUAUGCUGCCGCCGGUCGCAAGCUAACGAUAAUCGUCACAUCGUUUAUGUACACUUCUUCUGUUCUUUAUUACCAAAUUUUGCCAUUUUUUGUCGAGCACAUAAUCAACAAUGAAACUGUCAGACCGCUCGUGUUUCCGAUUUAUAGUAAAUUUCGCCAAUUCCAAAUUAGUCCAGUGUACGAAAUUGUGUAUGUAGCUCAUUGUAUGUGCGAAUACACUUUAUGCUCAGUGACAGUUGGUACGUGCGGGUUGGCUGCUUUAUUCGUCACUCAUGCAUGCGGCCAAAUUGAAGUAAUUCUAUCGCGAUUGGAAGAUCUUGUAAAUGGAAAAAAUUUCAUGCAAAAUCCAAAUAUUCAUCGACGAAUUGCUGCCAUUGUGAAAAGUCAUGUUCGAGUAGUAAAAUUUGCUGCUGUAGUGGAAGAAGUUUUACAAGAAGUAUGUUUAGUGGAACUUUCUAGUUCUCUAUGCACGAUAUGUUUGCUCGAAUACUAUUGUAUAGUGGAUUGGCAAGAUGACGAUAGGAUUAGUUUAGCGACUUAUUUUCUACUCUUUCUUUCGUUCUGCUUCAACGUAUACAUGUUAUGCUAUAUCGGCGAGCUUCUCAUGGAAAAAAGCAGUCAAAUUGGACAUAUAUGCUACAUGAUUAAUUGGUAUCAAAUAUCGCCAAAAUUUGCUCGUAGCCUUAUAUUGAUAAUCGCUAUGGCCAGCCAUCCUAUUAAAAUCAGUGCUGGUAGAAUAGCAGAUCUGUCAUUAUUGACUUUUGUAAAUAUAUUGAAAACUACACUGGCAUAUCUCAGUUUCCUACGAACGUUAGUAAUGUAA
Messenger RNA from Camponotus floridanus (Florida carpenter ant), 1251 nucleotides. RefSeq names its product odorant receptor 4-like. Gene Ontology annotation, biological process: sensory perception of smell; detection of chemical stimulus involved in sensory perception of smell. Gene Ontology annotation, molecular function: odorant binding; olfactory receptor activity. Lineage: Eukaryota; Metazoa; Arthropoda; Insecta; Hymenoptera; Formicidae. Gene Ontology annotation, cellular component: plasma membrane. Bases 34 to 1251 code for a protein of 405 amino acids. The record is from RefSeq and is a predicted model, not a curated record. The transcript is spliced from 6 exons.